Molecule: messenger RNA, 1347 nt
Organism: Kuraishia capsulata CBS 1993
Lineage: Eukaryota; Fungi; Ascomycota; Pichiomycetes; Pichiales; Pichiaceae
Exons: 2
Coding region: 1-1347 (448 amino acids)
Biological process (GO): intracellular signal transduction; protein phosphorylation
Cellular component (GO): nucleus; cytoplasm
Molecular function (GO): MAP kinase activity; ATP binding
Source: RefSeq, a predicted model, not a curated record
AUGAGUGAAGAAUAUCAGAAGUUUCGCGUCUUCCAACAAGACUUUAUCGUCGACAAACGCGUUCAAUUGAUCAAGGGAAUAGGCCAGGGUGCCUAUGGGAUCGUUUGUUCCGCUAAAUAUACAGAUAGUGAUCAUCCGGUCGCCAUCAAGAAGGUGACAAAUGUGUUCAGCAAGAAGAUACUGUGCAAGCGGGCACUGAGAGAGUUAAAACUACUUCGUCAUUUCCGAGGCCACAAGAAUAUCACAUUUUUAUACGACAUGGAUAUCAUUCCUGAUAUUCAUGGCAAUUUCCACGAGAUAUAUCUUUAUGAAGAACUCAUGGAGUGUGACAUGCACCAGAUCAUCAGGUCCAACCAGCCUCUCACAGAUGCCCAUUACCAGAGCUUCAUCUACCAGAUAUUGUGUGGUCUGAAAUAUAUACAUUCUGCUGAUGUUCUUCAUCGAGAUCUGAAGCCUGGGAAUUUGCUGGUGAAUGCGGACUGUGAGUUGAAGAUCUGCGAUUUUGGCCUGGCUAGAGGUUACAGCAGUGAUCCUGAGAAGAAUCACGGGUUUUUGACGGAGUACGUGGCUACGAGGUGGUACAGAGCUCCAGAGAUCAUUCUGAGUUUCCAGGGCUAUACGAAGGCCAUUGACAUCUGGUCUGUGGGAUGCGUUCUGGCGGAGCUGCUCGGAGGAAAGACUCUUUUCAAAGGCAAGGAUUACGUGGAUCAGCUGAACCAGACUCUGCGCGUGCUAGGUACUCCUAGCGAAGAAACCUUGAACUCUAUUCCCUCAGAAAGAGCGCGGGAUUACGUUCGUACUCUGCCUUUUACGGAAAGGAUACCAUUUUCCUCCAUAUAUCCAAACGCGACGCCGUUGUCCAUCGAUCUACUAGAGAGGAUGCUCACCAUGGACCCAACCGAAAGAAUAACCACAGAAGAUGCCUUGGAGCACCCUUACCUUUCAAUUUGGCAUGACUCAUCGGACGAGCCUGUCUGUGCUGCGAAGUUUGAUUUUUCGUUCGAAGCGGUGGACGAUAUGGCCCAGAUGAAACAGAUGAUCAUCGACGAGGUGUCUUCCUUCAGGUCUUUUGUGAGGCCGUCAGAAGCCGAAAAUACCCAGGACUUCAAGGGUCAACAAAUAGACGAUCAGCAGUACCAGCAGUACCAGCAGUACCAGCAAUACCAACAGUACAGCUCCGACGGCAGUGCAGUUGUGCAGCCGGCAUUGCAGACCCCAAGCAGGGAAUUCUUCAAUGAUGAAGACAUGCCACCGAAGCCACAGGAGAACCCGGGAAUGGCCUAUGGUGGUGAGAUGGAUUUGGAGCUGGAGUUGGAGUAUGGAUUGGAUGCAAUGGGCUUGAAAUAG